Molecule: messenger RNA, 658 nt
Organism: Lactuca sativa (garden lettuce)
Lineage: Eukaryota; Viridiplantae; Streptophyta; Magnoliopsida; Asterales; Asteraceae
Source: RefSeq, a predicted model, not a curated record
AUUGUUGUAUACAAUAUACAAACUUUGCAUCAUUUAUUGAAUCCUCUGGUCUGGAAAGAAGCUUUCAAAGAGAGAGAAUCAAUCAAGUUGAUGAAAAUAAACAUGGGUUUGAAGAUAUGUCUCCUGACUUUUCUCAUUGUAGCAUCGCUUGUAUCAUCAUCAUCUGCAGCCCGAUGUGGAUCCUCCAUUCCAAUGAAGAAACUUGGUGCAACUGAUCAGAAUCAGGAAUCUUUAUAUUCAGAAGAUGAUCAAAUUUCAAAGAGGGACAAUAUUCAUGAGAGGCUGCUAAGGGCUAAUACGAAAGAUUAUGGACGACCAGAUCCCGCACCAACAUUUGUCAAGCCUCCUUUCAAACUCAUACCAAACUAGGCAUCGCCUUAGAGCUCAGCUACACGUUCUACACAUGCAGUAUCUAUGAAGUUAGCGAUAUAUAUAAUAUAUAUGCCUUUUGGAGUAUUACGUAUAUGCGUUACUCUAUAUAUAAGUUUUCGAGAUAAUUAUCAUCUAUAUGUAUAUGUUACUGUGUUGCAGCUAGGGUUUAUAUUACCCAGAAAACAUCAUGCAUGUAUAAUAUUAAUGAAGUAUGGAUGUUGUAUGUUCCAUAUUAAUUAUGUUUAUGAAGUAUGAAUAUAAAUAUAGUACUGGCAUGUUCCUACUA